Molecule: messenger RNA, 3543 nt
Organism: Pelecanus crispus (Dalmatian pelican)
Lineage: Eukaryota; Metazoa; Chordata; Aves; Pelecaniformes; Pelecanidae
Source: RefSeq, a predicted model, not a curated record
GCAUACUUCCGACAGGGUGUGGCCCUUCAGUAUCUUGGACGUCAUGCAGAUGCACUGGCAGCAUUUGCGUCGGGACUGGCUCAAGAUCCCAAGAGUCUUCAGCUUCUGGUUGGCAUGGUCGAGGCCGCCAUGAAAUCUCCCAUGCGAGAGUCCCUGGAGCCCACCUAUCAACAACUGCAGAAGAUGAAGUUGGACAAGAGCCCCUUUGUUGUGGUGUCUGUGAUCGGCCAGGAACUUCUGACUGCGGGUCACCACGGGGCCUCUGUGGUGGUGCUAGAGGCUGCCCUGAAGAUUGGCACUUGCAGCCUAAAGCUGCGGGGAUCAGUGUUCUCUGCACUGAGCAGUGCGUACUGGUCCCUUGGGAAUACGGAGAAAAGCACUGGAUACAUGCAGCAGGACUUGGACGUAGCCAAGACUUUAGGUGACCAGACGGGAGAAUGCAAUCUGGGCUCCGCAUUCUUCUCCAAAGGAAAUUACCGGGAGGCCCUUACUAACCACAGACAUCAGCUGGUGCUCGCCAUGAAACUCAAGGACAGAGAGGCAGCGUCCUCAGCACUGAGCAGUCUGGGCCAUGUGUACACAGCCAUUGGGGACUACCCAAAUGCACUGGCUAGCCACAAGCAGUGUGUCCUCCUUGCAAAGCAGUCCAAAGAUGAGCUCUCUGAGGCACGGGAGCUGGGCAACAUGGGAGCAGUGUACAUUGCAAUGGGGGAUUUUGAAAAUGCGGUGCAGUGCCAUGAACAACAUCUUAAGAUCGCCAAGGAGCUGGGGAACAAGCGGGAGGAAGCUCGAGCCUACAGCAACCUAGGCAGUGCUUACCACUACCGGAGAAACUUCGACAAAGCCAUGUCCUACCACAACUAUGUGUUGGAGUUGGCCCAGGAGCUGGCUGAGAAGGCCAUUGAGAUGCGAGCUUAUGCUGGCUUGGGCCACGCAGCUAGAUGUAUGCAGGACCUGGAGAGGGCUAAGCAGUACCAUGAAGAACAAUUGCACAUCGCUGAGAGCCUGCAGGACCGAGCUGCUGAAGGCAGGGCCUCCUCCAAUCUAGGAAUCAUUCACCAGAUGAAAGGUGACUAUGACACUGCACUGCGGCUGCAUAAGACACAUCUGUCCAUAGCUCAGGAGCUAAGCGAUUACGCGGCCCAGGGCCGGGCCUAUGGCAACAUGGGCAAUGCUUACAACGCUCUCGGCAUGUAUGACCAGGCUGUCAAGUACCACCGGCAGGAGCUGCAGAUUUCUAUGGAAGUAAAUGACCGUGCCUCUCAGGCAUCUACACAUGGGAACUUAGCAGUUGCCUAUCAAGCGUUGGGUGCCCAUGACCGUGCUCUGCAGCACUACCAAAAUCAUCUCAACAUUGCCCGGGAGCUGCGAGACAUCCAGAGUGAAGCACGGGCCCUCAGCAAUUUGGGCAACUUCCACUGCUCACGAGGAGAGUAUGUGCAGGCAGCCCCUUACUACGAGCAGUACCUGCGCUUGUCCCCAGAGCUGCAGGACAUGGAAGGGGAGGGGAAGGUUUGCCAUAACCUUGGCUAUGCCCAUUACUGCCUUGGGAACUACGAGGAAGCUGUUAAGUACUACGAGCAGGAUCUUGCCUUAGCAAAGGAUCUUCAUGACAAGCUGAGCCAAGCGAAAGCCUAUUGCAACCUGGGCCUGGCCUUCAAAGCCUUGAUGGACUUCAGCAAAGCAGAGGAGUGUCAAAAGUACCUGUUGUCCCUGGCCCAGUCUCUGAACAAUUCCCAGGCCAAAUUCCGAGCUCUGGGUAACUUAGGGGAUAUUUUUGUCUGUAAAAAAGACGUAAAUGGUGCAAUAAAAUUUUAUGAGCAGCAGUUGAGCUUAGCCCAUCAUGUUAAAGACAGGAGACUGGAAGCCAGUGCCUAUGCAGCCUUGGGCUCUGCAUACAGAAUGAUACAGAAGUGUGACAAGGCUUUAGGUUACCACACGCAGGAGCUGGAAGUGUAUCAGGAGCUGGGAGAUGUGCCGGGUGAAUGCAGAGCACACGGUCACCUUGCUGCAGUGUAUAUGUCACUUGGGAAGUACACCAUGGCCUUCAAGUGUUACGAAGAACAGCUGGAGCUUGGGCAGAAGUUGAAGGACCCCAGCAUAGAAGCCCAAGUCUAUGGUAACAUGGGCAUUACCAAGAUGAACAUGAAUGUCAUGGAGGAAGCUAUUGGCUACUUUGAACAGCAGCUGGCCAUGCUGCAGCAGCUCAGUGGAAAUGAAUCUGUAUUAGAUCGGGGCCGAGCGUAUGGGAACCUGGGAGAUUGUUAUGAGGCUCUGGGAGAUUUUGAGGAAGCUAUAAAGUAUUAUGAACAGUACCUGUCUGUGGCUCAGAGCUUGAACCGUAUGCAAGAUCAGGCAAAGGCCUACCGGGGCUUGGGCAAUGGGCACAGGGCUAUGGGAAGUUUGCAGCAGGCUUUGGUGUGCUUUGAGAAGAGGCUUGUGGUGGCACAUGAGCUGGGGGAGGCAUUUAACAAAGCCCAGGCCUAUGGCGAGCUGGGGAGCUUGCACAGCCAGCUGGGGAACUAUGAGCAAGCCAUUUCUUGCCUGGAGCGCCAGCUGAACAUUGCUCGAGAGAUGAAGGACCGAGCUCUGGAGAGCGAUGCUGCCUGCGGCCUUGGUGGGGUCUACCAGCAGAUGGGAGAGUACGACACAGCCCUGCAGUAUCACCAGCUAGACCUGCAGAUUGCAGAGGAGACCAACAACCCCACUUGCCAAGGCCGGGCUUACGGGAACCUGGGCCUGACCUACGAGUCCUUGGGCACCUACGAGAGGGCGGUAGUUUAUCAGGAGCAGCACCUCAGCAUUGCAGCGCAAAUGAACGACCUUGUAGCCAAAACUGUGUCUUACAGCAGUCUGGGGAGGACUCAUCACGCCUUGCAGAACUACUCUCAGGCUGUGAUGUACCUGCAGGAAGGACUGAGGCUGGCAGAGCAGCUGGGACGCAGAGAAGAUGAAGCCAAAAUCCGCCACGGCCUCGGCCUCUCCCUCUGGGCGAGUGGGAACCUGGAAGAGUCUCAGCACCAGCUGUACCGGGCCUCGGCACUGUUUGAAACCAUCCGACAUGAAGUGCAGCUGAGCACAGAUUACAAGCUGUCACUGUUCGACCUGCAGACAUCCUCCUAUCAGGCCCUGCAGCGAGUACUUGUCAGUCUUGGUCACCACGAUGAAGCUUUGGCAGUAGCAGAGAGAGGACGAACGAGAGCAUUUGCUGACCUGCUCGUGGAACGCCAGACUGGGCAGCAGGACUCUGAUCCCUAUUCUCCAGUGACCAUUGACCAGGUCCUGGAGACAGUGAAUGGCCAGAGGGGACUUGUUCUCUACUACUCACUGGCUGCAGGUUAUCUGUACAGCUGGCUGCUGGCUCCUGGGGCAGGAAUUCUGAAAUUUCAUGAGUAUUAUCUGGGUGACAGCCUGACAGAAAAUGCUGGGGAAUUCCAUGAAGCCAACAGUGUGACCCUGCAAACGAUGACGAACUCCGUGCUGGAACAGUACAUCUCAAGUGUGCGGGAGGCUCUGGGUGUGGAUUCCUACUAUACCCGGUAA